UGAUACUAGUAGCUGAUGUGAUAAUGCCCUGAUAACAACACUUAUUUGGUUCACUAAAGCUCUAUAUGAAUCGAGAUAUAUUAUCUGUAACAUUCAUGUAAAAUAUUGAGGUUAUAUAUUGAAGUUUCACAACGAAUCCCUAAGCGGACUAUAGUGAGAAACAUAACAUUGGAAACAAAACGACAAGAUGGAGACCAGAGUUUGCCAUCCAAACAAGCAGACGAAAAGUGACGUCAGUAUCAUCAGUGAAGACUGUGGUUUAUCAGACUUAAAGUUGAUUGUCGAAGAGAUUUGCAUUUCUAUUUCUGUCAUCAACGCAGUAUUGUCAUUGAACAUUUAAAUAUAUUAAUUGAAUGAUGAUGUUCAAAAACUGUCCACGUUCCUCUUAUUUUUUAAAUUUGUUCCAAGUAUCUUUUAUCACCACAUAAUCAAAUCUUUUAGUACAAUCAAUAAAUCUGAUACUUUUCUUUUUUGUAAUAAGACCAUAAAAUACAUGACUAUAUCAUGUGUUUAUUUUUUUUACGAAAUCAAGCUUUCGUUUCAAUAUAUGCAUUAUUAUUUUCGCCCCAAAUAUUAAACCUACAUUUUAUUACUUGACUGAAAAGUUUCAAAAUAGCACUUAAAAGCGUUUCAUAUGGAUUGUCAUGCUUGAACCGAUUCUAUAAUAAUAAUCCCCACUUUUACUAAAUUAAAAUUGCUUAUGUAUAUAGUUUCAUAGCAUAGCGUAUCAGUUACAAAAGAUCAAAUGAAUUGUGAUUAAUUAAUAUUUCAAUACUACUUCUACUUAUCUUGACCGAGUUCGAAUGUAGGUCUGGGGCGUCGAAAAGCAAUGUCAUCAGGUCAAAUCUUAGAAAUACCUUGAGUCGACAUAUAAUUCUCAUAAGAGUAGUGGGAAAAACACACAAAUAAAUUCUCUCCUGAUAGAGUUUCCGGAGCGCCAUUGUUCAUCGUGAGAAUAUCUUGCCCAUGUAUUAAUUUGGGUCAUAUGCGUCCGUCACUUAGGUCACACGAUCUUAGAAAAACAUUGUAACAACUUUAUUGACCACAUUUAUGACUCAAUUUUUAUGACACAUGGUAAGAAUGUUCAUAAUGGCGAUGUCUAGGUAAAGUUCGAAUCUGGGUCAUGCGCGUCCUAGGUCGCGAGGUCAUUUUUUGUUAGGGAAGCGUUAUUGCCACUCUACACGCGACAUAUUGACUUAAUCUUAAUGAAACUUAGAUUGUUUAUCUUUAUAAUAUUAAGGCAUGUUUUAAUCUGUGUAAAUUCAGAUAAAGCUUUUUAUCCCGGUCAAGCUUUGGAAAUACUUGUACCUUAAGCUCACGUGAGAAAUUCUGGACCAUCGGGAUCAUUUGGUUUGUUUUUUGUUAGGUAUAGAUGGUAAUAGUUGUAACGUUGUAACCGAAAAUCGUUCAGAUCUCAUUGAAAUUUGCGCUUGCCAGUCAAAAGUUAAGAUUCAGAUGCUGUUGUAAAGAUUGGUUCAAACUUCGUGGUUUUGAUCAACAUUAUUGGUUACAUUCAAAUUUAUUUAAUUUGGUGUUUGCUUUACAAAUUGCAUUUGAGAUAAGCUCAAACUAUGAAUAUCGAUCAAUAUAGAUAAUGAUUUGUUUACACAACUGUACAGUAUUAUGACGUUCUUCAAAAUAGUCUAGCUAGAUAAUGAGAGGUCGGAAGACCGCGAAUAGAUUAAUACGGAUUUUUUAGUAUGUCGACUUGUAUAGCACGGAUGGAUAAAACAAGUAUUUUAAAGCUCGAUGUCAGUGAUUUCGGCCAAUCCAACGACAUGGCAGAUGUGACGCUUAUAGUAGGAGACAUCCGAAUACCCGUCGUCAAAGCUGUACUAUCUAUGGCAUCUCCAGUAUUUCAAGAAAUGUUCAAGAAUGAGGUUAAAGAAAAGACUGCAACAGAAAUUCCACUACCGGGAAAAGAUGCAGAUUCAUUUAUCACGUUCCUACGUUGUUUUUAUCCCAAUCAGAAGGAACCUAUAACCGCAAAAAGUGCGCUUUCAACACUACCGUUGGCGUGUGAAUACCAGGUUUCAUGGCUGGCCGAUGUAUGCGAAAACCGUAUUUUGGAGGAAAUUCGCAAAUCAGAGAAAUCGACGACGACCUGCAAAAAAAUAUGCGAAUACCUUAAAUAUGCAGAAAUAUUUAAUCGUUCAAGGUUGGUUAACCUUUCCGUCGAUGUACUGUCGGAAUAUUCCCUAAACGAAAGAGACGAAGCUUUGAUCAUGCACAACAUAUCCGAGAACAAUAAAUGGAACAUCACAAGGUUGGCAUGUCGAAAACUGGAACUUUUUCAAACUGACACAAAGCAAUUGAUGGCAAAAUUAAGUCAGGAAAAAACUUUUAAUAAGGCUAUUGCUAAUAUUUUUAGUGCAUAUGGUUGUAGAAGUUCCUCGUAUGACAAUUCCAUAACUUGGGAACAUACGUAUAUUAAUAAUGAAUUAACUCCGGUACGAUGGCAAUUAGAUGCAAAACGAAUGGCUCAUGAAUUCGGUGUUCGCUUUGAUACAACAUUAAUAUUUGAUAAGAGGAAAUGUACUAUUCCUGAAAUUUUCAAUUGCGAAGAAUAUAAAGUUCUUCCAUAUGCUAUUAAAAUGCAGUUGGAAAGGGAAUUGUUAAACGGUUAAUUGGCGUGUCAUACUUAAACGAAGCGUAUGAUAAGUACAUUGCAAAAACUAAAGCGUUUCUGGAAAGCAAAUGACAACCACCAUGAACGCCGUGAACCCAAUAUUAAAUAUUAAAAGGGCCCUAAAUAUCUGAUUUCAGAAAAAUAAUGAUGACAUACAGUUGGAUAACAAAAUAGUUAAUGCAUUCUGAGAUAAAAAAAUUCUUUUAUAAAAUGGGCCCUGUUGGUUUGGAAUUUUUGAUUAUACCAUUCUGCGUAAUUAUUGCGAAUAGUCUGUACAUCCUAACGUUGGACAGGAUUAUUACUAAGCAUGAAAGCUCAGUGGGUUAAUGCGAUGCCUAUUGCCAUGGUUCUAUGUACUGAUUUCGAUACCCACUUGUUGUUUUCCUCCUUUUGCUAUUUUUUUUCGUCGUGUUUAAGGUAUAAAGUGCAUUUAAAUUGUUAAAGAUUGAAUUUCUGUUAAAGAUUGAUAUUUAUUUUUAAAUAUGUAAGAAAUAUACAACCAACAUUCGGAAGUACGUAUGCAUUUAUUUUAAUUAUGUUUCAGACAGUAAUUCAUGAGAAUCAUAAGCGAAAUGAAGCUUAAAUUGGUCAUGUGUGUUUACCAGUUUUCAAAAGGAAAAAUAUUGUGAGAUCAUGAUGAUACACUUAUAAUAAAAUAUGAAAUACAUGGUCUUAA
Dreissena polymorpha is the source of this 3305-nucleotide messenger RNA. RefSeq names its product TD and POZ domain-containing protein 3-like. The transcript is spliced from 4 exons. Gene Ontology annotation, molecular function: protein binding. NCBI's taxonomy places the organism in Eukaryota, Metazoa, Mollusca, Bivalvia, Myida, Dreissenidae. Bases 1701 to 2627 code for a protein of 308 amino acids. The record is from RefSeq and is a predicted model, not a curated record.